Molecule: messenger RNA, 620 nt
Organism: Suncus etruscus (white-toothed pygmy shrew)
Lineage: Eukaryota; Metazoa; Chordata; Mammalia; Eulipotyphla; Soricidae
Gene: TMEM167A
Product: transmembrane protein 167A
Exons: 4
Coding region: 70-288 (72 amino acids)
Biological process (GO): intracellular transport; protein secretion
Source: RefSeq, a predicted model, not a curated record
GGGGCAUGAGCGCCUUGUUCCGCCCUGGGCCCGGAAGGGUGAUGUGGCUGAGGCUUCGCCGGCCUCACUAUGUCUGCUAUUUUCAAUUUUCAGAGCCUGUUGACAGUAAUCUUGCUGUUAAUAUGUACCUGUGCUUAUAUCCGAUCCUUAACACCCAGCCUCCUGGACAGAAAUAAAACUGGAUUGUUGGGCAUAUUUUGGAAGUGUGCUCGAAUUGGUGAACGAAAGAGUCCUUAUGUAGCAGUGUGCUGUAUAGUGAUGGCCUUCAGCAUCCUUUUCAUCCAGUAACUUGACAAAAUGCCAGAACUUAAUUGUCAUCAUAUUUCAAUAUGAACAAAAGGACUUUGUCUACAGAUAAAAUGGAAUGGAUGGUUUACCCUUUUAUCUCUGAACAUUGAAUGAGAUAAAUUUCCAGCUGCUGUUCUCUAUAUUUUUACAUUAUUGGACCAAUGUUCUAUAUUAAUUAGGAUGUAAACAUUACUACUUAAAGAGUUUGACGUGUUUAUAAUUGUACAGUCACCAGAAUAUUAGAUUCUACAAGUAUCUUUCUGUUGUGUCAGAUACCAGUUUUUAGUAAGGUAUCUCUAGGGCACAGAAUAAAAAACAGAAGUGGAAAUUUU